Messenger RNA from Drosophila innubila, 1104 nucleotides. It is a transcript of the gene Trmt61, whose product is annotated as tRNA (adenine(58)-N(1))-methyltransferase catalytic subunit TRMT61A. NCBI's taxonomy places the organism in Eukaryota, Metazoa, Arthropoda, Insecta, Diptera, Drosophilidae. Bases 116 to 1066 code for a protein of 316 amino acids. Gene Ontology annotation, biological process: tRNA methylation. The transcript has 3 exons. Gene Ontology annotation, cellular component: nucleus; tRNA (m1A) methyltransferase complex. The record is from RefSeq and is a predicted model, not a curated record.
GACAAUAUAUUUGGAAAUCAGCUGUGCCGCUCGCGGUUUUACUUGGCCCACGCGUCUCUUGUUCCGGCCGCCGUAUCCUGACAUCCCGUAGUAACUGACAUCAACAAACAAAACAAUGAGUUUCCUGAAGCCUAAGACACACAUUGAGCAGGGCGACGUAGUCAUCCUCUAUCUAAGUGUGAAUUCCAUGCACGCAAUCGAAGCUGUACCCACAAUAGUAAACAAGAAGGGCGAAACCAUAGUGCAUAUCUUUCAAACACCCUACGGUUCACUUAAAGUUCAAAGUAUUAUUGGCGUGGAGUAUGGAAGUCGGGUGGAAUUGUCUAAGGGAUGGGCGCACGUGCUGCAGCCAAAUCCCGAACUGUGGACACAAACACUGCCUCAUCGUACACAAAUUAUUUAUACGCCUGAUAUAAGCAUGAUACUGCAUCAGUUGGAGGUGCGUCCCGGUGCUGUGGUUAUUGAAUCCGGCACCGGCUCCGGUUCCUUGUCUCACUAUUUUCUGCGCGCGCUAAAACCGACUGGACGCUUACACACAUUCGACUUUCACGAAGCUCGAGCGGAUCAGGCGCGCGACGAGUUCAAGCGACACGGACUCGCUGACUUUGUAACGGUCUACCACAGAGAUGUGUGCAAUUUGGGUUUCACCAGCGAACUCGAUGGUGUCGCAGAUGCAGUGUUUUUGGAUCUACCCGCACCGGAUUUGGCAGUGCCACAUGCAUUCAAGGCGUUGAAGUUGUCGGGCGGUCGCUUUUGUUCGUUUUCGCCCUGCAUUGAGCAGUCGCAGCGGUGUAUUAAUGUCUUAACCAAGUUGGGCUUCAAUGAGAUUUGUUCCAUGGAGGUGCUGCAGCAGGAGAGCGUGAUUAAAACCCGCACAUUGCCCGUCAUUGAUCUGGAGUUCCUCAAGGCGCCCAAAGAGGUCGAAGCAAACACAAACGAAGACAGUAAAACAAAGGAACCCAAGGAGCUGAAGAAGUAUUUAACUUCAAGUAAUCCCCAAGUGCUGCCCGGUCAUACGGGUUUUCUAACUUUUGCCACACUGCCUCCUAACAUACCCAAAGCAUAAGAGUAUGAUUUAUUUUUGAUAAAUAAAUUUAUAGUUUU